This is a messenger RNA of Helianthus annuus (common sunflower), 2598 nucleotides long. RefSeq lists its product as uncharacterized. Lineage: Eukaryota; Viridiplantae; Streptophyta; Magnoliopsida; Asterales; Asteraceae. The transcript has 9 exons. The record is from RefSeq and is a predicted model, not a curated record. The coding region runs from base 1 to 2598 and encodes 865 amino acids.
AUGGAUACAGAUAACACAAUUUCAAGUAAGUAUGAAGUUGACCUUCAAGCAAGUGAACGUCAAAGGUGUGCUGAAGAAAGAGAAAAAAGGAAGUAUGUUCUUCAACAAAAGAGAAACAACAGAGGUUGUCAUCCUGCAUCAACAUCUGAUUCUGUUGAAAGGAUUCCAUUUUCAAAUACUUCAAGUGCUUCAACCACCAAUGUCGAAAGAAGUAAUGUGUAUCACCUUCCUACUUAUGCUACCCCAGAUAUUAGUAGUAAUAUGUGUCACUCAUCUACAAAAGAAAAAGAUUCAUCAAGAAAAAUCUCAUCAAGGAAAUUACAUCACGCUCCUUUUGGAAGUACUAAGCAAACAUCCUAUUUUGUUGAGAGGACUCCAUUAUCAGAUAUUACAAAUUGUGGAAUAUCUAAAAUUGAAUUACCAAUGAGUGAAGAGAUGUUAGCAGAUUCUGUGGUUAAGAAGAUUCAUGGAAUUCCUAAAGUCCAAAGAAUGGUAAGAGAUUGUUUUCAAGAAAAUGAGUUUCAAGAUGUAAGCUUGAAGCUUAUUGGAACAAGAGAUAAGGAUGGAAGAGUUCACAAUUUGCCAACAGCAUCAGAAAUUACUGCGUUAAUAGCUGGUGAUUUUGAUGGAGCAUUUGAUAUACAGGACACUGUUAGAAAGAAGUCUGGUGGUCUUCAAAGAAUUAGUGAGCUUCAUCCCUCUUACCUUGCUUUGCAAUAUCCACUUAUUUUCCCAUAUGCAGAAGAUGGUUAUAGAGUUGAUAGACAGAAUCAGUUUUCAUUGUUACUUAAUGCGAAAAAACUAUUUCAGCAGUUUUUGGUUGAUGGAUACACGAUGAUAGAAUCUGCUAGGUUGAAUUAUAUAAGGACACAACAACCUAAACUUAGAACGCAAAGUCUUAAGAACUUGAAUGCUACUUUUGAAAGUGGAGAGAAUAAUGCCUCAAGUUGUGGUAAACCUAUACUUUUACCUUCAUCAUUUACUGGUGGUUCUAGAUAUAUGAUGCAAAAGUGUUUGCACGAUAAAGCUCUUAAUGCUGAAGACAGAACAGAUAUUAUCUCUAGAUUAUUCAAGUGUAAAUUAGAUCAGCUUAUAAAAGAUUUCAAGAAAGAUAAAUUCUUUGGUGAUAUACAAGCAGUUAUGUAUACAGUGAAAUUUCAGAAGUGUGGACUCCCACAUGCUCACAUAUGUUUGUUCUUGGGUGCUGAAAGAAAAUUUCCAACUGCAUCUGAUAUUGAUCGUGUUAUUAGUGCUGAGAUACCAGAUAAAGAAAGAGAUCCUGAAUUAUAUGAGCUUGUCAAGCAAUUUAUGAUUCAUGGACCAUGUGGCUCUAUCAAAUAUUUGUUUAAAUAUAUUAAUAAGGGGCCUGAUAGAGUCACUGCUUUUGUUUUUCAAGCCAAUAGCACCAAGAAUGAUACGGAACAGAAUGUAGCUGUAGAUGAGAUAAAAGCAUACCUUGAUUGUAGAUAUAUCUCUGCUUGUGAAGCUGCUUGGAGAAUAUUCAUGUAUGAUUUACAUUAUAGAUCUCCAGCUAUUGAAGUAUUACCUUUUCAUUGUGAAGAUGGUCAGAGUAUUGUGUAUAACGAUCAUGAUAAUUUGUGUGAUAUUGUUACUGAUCCAACUUUGAAAAUGAUAAUGUUCACAAAGUGGAUGAAUUGUAAUAAAGUCGAUGAAUUUUCCAGGACAUUGAGGUAUGUUCAGUUUCCGGGAUAUUAUGUAUGGAAUGCUAAAAAUCGCAAAUGGAAUCGAAGAAAGCAUCCGUAUGGAUCAAUUGGGAGGAUACAUUAUGUCCCACCAUCACUUGGUGAUUGUUAUUACCUAAGGAUUUUACUGAAUCAUAUUAAGGGACCAACCUAUUUUGAAGAUAUAAAAACAGUUGAUGGGCAGGUUUUUCAAACAUUUAAAGAUGCAUGUUUUGCACGGGGACUAUUGGAUGAUGAUAAAGAAUAUGUUAAUGCUGUCAAAGAAGCUAGCACAUGGUCAACCGGAGAUUUCUUGAGGACUUUUUUUGUAAUGUUGUUGCUGUCAAAUUCGAUAUCUCGUCCUGGUGUUUUUUGGUCGGAAAUGAAGUCCCUGUUAUGUGAAGACAUUCUGUAUCAGCAACGAAAGAUAACUGGUAUUGUAGGUAAUGUGAUUAUUUUAUUAAAGUUAUAUACAACUACAUUAAAAUUAUGCAAUAGCUCUGUUAUUGGGAAAAAACUAAUACUUUUUUCAACAUUUGUUUUAAAUUUGGAUCUUCAACAAGAAGAACUUGAAAAUAUCUGUCUAUCUGAAAUUGAAAAGUUGCUACUUACCAAUGGAAGUACAGUGAGAAAUUUUGAUGAUAUGCCAAGUGUUCCGGACAAUUGUGUUUCAUCGUCGAACAAUCGAUUGACAAUGAAAGAAUUAUCGUAUGACAGAUUAGCUCUUCAAAGGGAACAUGAUGGUUUUGUAAAGUGUUUAACUGCCGAACUGGAAAAAAUAUAUAAAAUUGUUAUGGAAGCGAUUGAAAAAGGUGAUGGAGAUGUGUUUUUGUAUAUGGUUAUGGUGGAACUAGAAAGACGUUUCUUUGGAAGACAUUCUCAGCUGCAUUACGAUCAAAAGGUGAAGUUGUAUUGA